AUAAAUUGUACGAAUAUUUUGUCAGUGUUAACUUUGGUUGGUGUUAGAUUUAUUUUUAAUGCGAUCGCGUUUAAAGUAAAAUAAAAAUUUAAGUGAAAAAUAUUUAUUUUCAAAAUAUCCUUUUAUUAUACACAAAAAUAGUUAUACAUACAAAGCGCAAUAUACCAAUAAUUAAUAGGGGUGCAAAAUACACGAAGUGCGAAAAAUGAAAAAAAAAAUAUAAACAUAUAUUUUUUAAUAUUUGCAGAUGUCGCACCAUUCUCCUCUUCCUUCUGGAGAGGGAAUGGAGCAGAAAACUAUAUUGUCUUCGCCUGAAACGGGAGAAAAAAUGGAAAAACGCGGGCUAGCAAAUAAUCCAGUGAACGAAGGCAAUACUGAAUCCAACAAAUUGAAAGGUAGCGCCUUUUGUAAUUUCAGAGAUACAAUUAUUAUAAGUUCAUGCGGCAGUGGUUUAAGUAACGAGUCAACGGGUCCCGAAAAUGAUAUUCUUUCAGAACGUUUUAAUGCUGCUGCUCCUGUUAGGAUUAAAACAGAAAACAAUAUGUCAAUAAAUUCAAGUCCAAAGAAUGAACAACAAGUGAAUUCUUCUGUUAAUAUUGACAACGACUCUGAUAUUAUAGUUGUCGAUGUUGAAGAUGAAAAAAUAAAUAUAAUCGAUUCUGAAAGCCCUGCUGUGGUCAAUAUGGAAAGUCAAAAUAUAGGAGCUAGUGAGAAUUUAGAUACAAGUGCUGCAAUUGAAAUCUCCAGCUCCAACUACAAUUCUUUGCGUAAAUUUUCACCAUAUCGUACCGGAAUGUCCAUAAGCAUUAGCCAAAGAAAACCAAUUGAAAGAGCAAAUAAAAGUAGAACAGAUUCAACAGGUGACUUUCCGGUCAGUGAUUCUUCGUGUCAAGGUAAAAGAAAACGACGUUUAUCAACAGACUUAUUUGAAUUUCGUCUCAUACAAUUGGAGCAUUUACGUCUAAAUAUUCGAGAUAAAAUAGAAGCAUGGAAUUCCUCUGAUGUUGUUAGUGAUAUUGAAGACGUGAUUAAUUUCGAUAAAGAUUUUGAGAAAUACGAAGUUGAAAGACGUAAACUAAUUGAAACUGGAUCUAUGCCUACAGAUUUAAAAGAUUUUAGAUUGUAUUCAACGACUAUUAACGAUAAAUCAAACUUACAAGAUAACAAUCCAGAACUUCCUAGCACAUCUGGUGUUACAAAAAGGCAAAAGUUAUUGCAAGAAGCUAACGAUUAUAGAGCUAGAUUACAAGAAACUGGACACUGUGGUAAACCGUCCUCAUAUGAAGACUCAACGUCAACUGAGGGUAGAGCCCAAUUUGCCCGCAAAAAGCGUACAAAUGUCCAAUUUAUAACUCAAGUGAAUGAAAAUGGUAAACAUCCUGCAAUUAAAGAAAACACAAUUGAAGAUAAAAAUGCUAAAAAAUAUACAAAUACAAAUACAACACCUGCAGAUAAUUGCAAUAAAUGCGAUAAUAACAUAGCUCUUGUUUCUAAACCAACAGGUCUUAAUAAUAAUACAAAACGCCUCAUUGAAACGUUCUGGGAUUUUACAAAAUUUAAAGAAAAUUUCAAUUUAAAAGAACAUGCUGACCAAUUGUUUAAGUCCCGCAAAGGAUCAAACUCAAAUGACUUCAGUGGCAGUGAAAGCAACCAUAAGGACAGCAAUAGCGACGAUAGUACUGCAGAUUAUAGUAAUGAACUUUCAACAUCACUUAGUAAUGAACACCAACAACAAGAAUUUUAUACUUAUUUAGGCCUGACUGACACGUCAAAUAUGAAUGCCAUAACAAGUGCGAGCGCUGAACUGGCAACUAGUCAUCUACAACGUCGUUCGCUUCGCGUACGACGUAUGCAGUUAGAUAAGGAGAAAAAUAUGACUAAGGACAAGAAGUCUUAUAAAAUAGCGCGUCCAAAUAAGUCAAGAAUAAAAAAAGCUAAAGAUAAGCAAAAGAAAGAAAAAAAUAAGAAAACUCCAACAGUACCAAAACCAUUUAAUAUACCUAAUAAUCGUGAAGCCAAAAUAAAGAUAGAAUACCACUUUUCAUCUAAUGACAAUACGGACAAUAGCAAAAGUCAUUCAACUACGCCACUUACAAUCCCUCAUUUAGAAAGUGAACAAAAAAUCGUCAGAAAAUCUACACCAGAAUCAUCAACUUGUCCACGUUCAUCAUUUAGUGACAGGGGUGGAGGUAGCAUCAAAUCAGAGUACUAUCGUGUACAAAAUGGUUAUCGAUUACUAGUGACACCACCUUUUCCAACUACCAAAAAGAUAAAGCUGUUUCCGCGCCCACUACAAUGUUGCCAGGGUGAUUGUAGUGGAUAUUUGCCAAAUAUGAAUAAUGUAACAUUACGCAAUUCUAUCUUGCCAAUAUCUCAAAAUAUAAGUUUAAAAAAUUCACGCUUAUUAUACCAAGUACAAAGAAGAGCAGUAUUUUCACGAACUCCAGAGACCUCUUGUACUCCAUCAUCAUUACAACCAAUUCAAAAAAAUGAUGUAAUGUCAGAAGGAUUGGACGAAAGUUCAUCCACUCAGAAUUCUACAAUAAAUUUAAAUAAUACGCCAGUAAAAAAAUUUACAGCUCUUGAUUUUGAAAGAAGUAUCGAUUUGUUACAAAAAAUUAUUCCUCAUGAACAAACCUACAACUGCUCCGAAUUAUUAGAUAAGGUACAAGCAAAGUAUAGACUCUUAGUCGCCUCCGUACAGAAUCAAGAAUCCAGAUCUAUAAUUGUGGAUCAAUUUUCAAGUACAAAAGAGGUACAUACAGACCCAAAGGCAAUAUCUGAUAUAAAUAAAACGGAAAUUGGGACACAAACUGUUAUACCUUCGCAGCAAUCCCUAUCAAAUUCGCCGCCGCCAAUAGAAAUACCUUCUAUAAGUGCAGCUAUCACACAUGAAAUACCAAAAGCUAAUACUACUGACUCUCCAACUUCAACAAAAAGUAAAACAAAUUUAGUAAAUGGUGUAGUCUCUAAACGUAACCCAAGAGCUCGAUUGUCAAAGCUAAUGACUUCUGGGCAUUUUAGAUUGAGUUUACAAAAAACGUUACGCAGUAGAAAAGUAAUAAUACUACAUAAAUUGCGUAAAAAUAAAAAAAAUAAAAAUAAAAAACCCGUUGAAGAAACUUUGAUUGCCACAUCAAAAAUGAUUGAACGUAGUUCAAGGGUAUCAGGUCGGAAUUCCCCUGAAAAUAAGUCAAUAAAUAAUAUUCAUAAAGAAACAGCGAACGCAACAAUUUUACUUCCUGAUGAAUUGCCAACGGCUAUUGAAGUUGAUACGUCUCAGGCGGUAGUCCAGAGCACAGAUGAUAAUGUUGUAGAAUUAUUAAAUGGAGAUACAGAUAAUUCGAUUGAAAUGACUAUUAACAACAACGUUAUAACAAAAGCUGAUGAAUUGAUGAUUAGUAAAGAUUCAUUUAUAAGCUCUGAUAUAAUAGUAGAGACAAAGGAUAUAGCAACUCAGUGCGAAAAUUGUGAACCUGAGUUACCUGUCAAAUACAUAACUCGUCCUCCACCUGAUCCAAAAAUUGAUAUAAAUAAUGAAAAGGGAAAAAUAUUACAUAUAUUCUUUGAAUCUGAUGUACUUGUUGUAGUACAGGAAAUUUUAGUCAGUUUUUGGAAAUACUCGAAAUUGGUAAAUACAUUAGUUGACUCAGUAGAUAUUUUGCAAAAUGUAAAUCAACAACAGCUUCAAACUACUGAUAAUAUUGAAACACAGAGCGUCCCAAAUUAUACAAAUACAAGUAAUACAAGUAAUGCUGCCACCUCAUUCGAAGAAAUUAAUUGGUUAAGGUUGGGUUGUAGUAAUCGAACUGUGAAUGAUACCGAAGUUAAAACAGUUGUUUCUAACCGUAUCUGCACAACGAUUACUAAUAAUACAAUGUACUUGGAAUUGCAUGGUAAAGGUAUCGAGAGUUCAUAUCGGACAUGUGAUCUCGUUUGUAUGUACAUAAAAAUAUAUUUUUAUAGUGAUGAGUUUGAUAGCGUGGGAGUGCAUCAAAUAAACUUGGAUACUUUACAAAGUCGAUUCGAUGAUAUUACUUAUACGUGCAUACCGGGUUCUGGAUAUUUUUUGGUGUCAUGGUAUCAACAGAAUGUUGCAGGAAAAAAUCGUUCCGGUAUAUGUAAAUAUGCUGUUUCACCGCUAAUGGAUAGUUUGGCCAGCAUACGUGACUUUAAAAAUAUAAAUUAUAAAAUAUUACAAUUACAAUGCUUAAAUGAAGAACAACUCGUUGGAUUUGGUAAAACUGUUGUAACGAUUUGGAAUCAUCGCAGUGGCGAUACACUAUUCAAUUAUGAUCUCAACUUAAAUUUGGGUUUUAAUUUAGGUGUAUUGUGCUUUAUGCAUACUGAAAGAGAUAAUAAUCGUAUGUUUGUAUUACUUCAACAUUUGUUAAAUGAUGAAGAUAAACCUGAAUUGCUAAUCAUAGCUUGCACCUUAUCAGAAUCAAAUCCGACACAUCGCAUUCUCAAGCGACUUCCGUUGUCGGAAGAAGACUUUGAUUGCAUUACAAAUGCAUCUAAAACAAGUGAAUAUAUCAUUGUGCAAGGUAAAUCAAAUGCUGAAUUAUGGAUCAAUUGUUUAAAUCCCAAUAUGUUAGUUUGGGUGCCGGCACCUAAAAAUGCACACCGUUUCUAUAGAAACGGACAGAAACAGGUGAUACAAUUUAAUGGUGAAAAUUUGGUAGUGGAUACAAUAGCGAAUUUAAUGCUAAAAUUGGCGACAUCCUUUGAUGCCAUUCAAGUUUAAAUAUAAAAUUUUUAACAAAAUUCUCUCAAUUUUCUAAGAAUUAUUUUUUUAAAUAUGCUAUGCUUAAAACUUCUAUAGCUAUAAAAUCAAAAAUUGAAUAGAACAGUUUUUAAA
Molecule: messenger RNA, 4861 nt
Organism: Teleopsis dalmanni
Lineage: Eukaryota; Metazoa; Arthropoda; Insecta; Diptera; Diopsidae
Exons: 7
Coding region: 248-4747 (1499 amino acids)
Source: RefSeq, a predicted model, not a curated record